CUGGAUUUUCCAGAUGAUUUCGACCCAAUAUUUGAAUCGGCCGCACAUACGCACACGGCGAUGCGCCAGGUGUUCCUAAAGCGGAUUGAGGACCAAAUCCUGCGAGCCCCUGAGAUGUCACUGGUCGCGGAGGCCUUCUUCGCACCUGGCCGAGCCCAGCGCUCGCUGGUGGAAUUGCUGGCGGACCGCCGAGGCUUUGGCGUCAGGUACAUCUGGUGCAGCGCCCCCCGCGGCGAGUGCCUGCGGCGCCUGGCCCAGGACACCAAUGAGGCGGCGCUCAGCUCCAGCCACUGCCAGGCUCGUCUGGCCUACCUGCAGUCGGCGCAGGACGUCUACUUCCGGCCCCGCGACCUGGAGGGCGAGGGGCCGCCGCACCUGGUGCCGGGCCGGCCGUGUGCGGGAUGCGGCCAGCAGCCGUACGAGCCCGCCAGCUGCAGCUGCUGCGGCAGUCGCCUCACCGAGGCGCCUGUGUGCGUGUGCUGCGCGCACGCCGGCCGUGGCGGCACCGCAGCCCGCGCCGCCGCCGCCGCCUGCCGCUGCGCCGGCUGUGAGGAGGACCUGGCGGAGGAGGAGGCGGAGGCGGAGGCGGCGGGCGUGGGUGCGGUGGCGGCGACGGCGGGAGGGGCGGCGGCGGUGGUGCAGAGGGUAGCAGUUGCCUAGCUACGGUAGGCACUGAGGCGCACGGCAGGCUGGGGGAAGUGCGUUGCUGGGGGUGUUGAGGUGUGAAGGAUCAGGCAGCGUGUUAGGUAGCGCGAGUUGGCAGGCCGGAGUUGCGGGUAUGGAGGUAGUUGAGAGCGCGAGGCUAUCUCGCUGGAGCUAAUCAGCAUCGGAUAGAUGGGAUGGGUGUACCGCAUUGCGGCCCAAUGCUGCUGCGCUGUGCUGUGCAACAUGCACGCUGACACCAAUAAUGCGGCGAGGGUACUCAAAGAGGCAGGUGCGACGGUGCUGUCAGGAAGUAAGGCGAUGGAGAGGUGUCUCCCCGCACGCUGCGUGCUGCGUGUGAUGUACUGAGACUGUUGUAAUGCGUUGGGCCUUGACACAGACACGAGUAGAACACGUGAGUAAAGCGCUUGACUGCUUGCGUAAAACACGUUGUAAAAGUGCAGAACA
Chlamydomonas reinhardtii is the source of this 1110-nucleotide messenger RNA. RefSeq lists its product as uncharacterized. Lineage: Eukaryota; Viridiplantae; Chlorophyta; Chlorophyceae; Chlamydomonadales; Chlamydomonadaceae. The record is from RefSeq and is a predicted model, not a curated record. Bases 61 to 660 code for a protein of 199 amino acids. The transcript is spliced from 4 exons.